This is a messenger RNA of Vespa velutina, 3004 nucleotides long. RefSeq names its product 32 kDa beta-galactoside-binding lectin lec-3-like. The record is from RefSeq and is a predicted model, not a curated record. The transcript has 7 exons. Gene Ontology annotation, molecular function: carbohydrate binding; galactoside binding. The coding region runs from base 780 to 1799 and encodes 339 amino acids. Lineage: Eukaryota; Metazoa; Arthropoda; Insecta; Hymenoptera; Vespidae.
UAUUAUAUAAAAAGUAAUAUUGUUCUAUUAUAAUUGUUAUAUUAAAAUAAAAAUAUUAACGGUACAUGAUAUAAAAAUAAAAUGCUCCUGUUUAAAAAGGUUUAAAAAUUCGCGGUAUAAAAUGAUCGUACAGUAUAACCUAUCACAUCAGACAUUUUAACAAAAAAAAAACCAAUGUGAUGAUUAAAAGAUAAAAUAUCUUGUGUAAAAGCUACAUUGAUAAAAAAACAUUUAUUUAUAUCAAAGAAAGUCGACGAAGUAAAUUUUUUUUUUCGAAUCGAUUGAGAACAAGUUUUUAAUAAAACGUAGAGGCAUCUGCCUAGAGUGAGAAACUUUUCUUCGAAUAUAAUAUCUAUUAAUAACAUUUUCUUGCCAUCCAGUGUACAUAAGUAAGUAUUGAAUUCAACACAGUUGUUCCUUGAUGUUUCAUACUGUACUUACGCAAUGCAUCAGUCCGAUUCGAACGAAUCGUGACAAGAAAUUAGAAGCAAAAAGAACGCCUCUAGUACGUCACUAUCACCAGCGCGGGAUUACUUAUACCGGCAUUCGAAAUUAUUAAAAUCGAUGAGUGAAAUUCUCGUGGAAAAAAUAAAUAAUAUAAAAAUUGUUAUCGUUUCUCUCUCUCUCUCUUUCUCUCUCUUUCUCUUUGUAUCUUAUUAACAAAAUUCGGGAAUAAAGAUUUUAAAAAUCGUCACAUCUUCACGUUUUGGAGUUACCACAUCGCCUAUUGCAAUUUUCUUCGAAGUAUAUAAAAGAUCGUGUGACAGAGGUAAAAAAAAAUGUCAAUCGAUUGUAUUUUCAAACACACCAAGGAAGAUGCUUUCAAGGAUUUCAUCUUUUUCGACGAGAAAACCAUACCAAUAGAAGAGGUAAAACCUGUCAUAUUGCAGCCAUUGAAGCCAACAUCUGCUAUCAUUAUAACAGGAUACAUUCCCGUUCAUGCAAUAAGAUUUGCAAUAAAUUUAAAUUGCAAAACGAACGGAAACAUAGCAUUGCAUUUUAAUCCAAGAAUAGAUAGAGGCUAUGUGGUAAGAAAUACUAAGAUCAAAGGUACAUGGGAAAUCGAGGAAACAUGUUCUCCAGUCGGUCCAUGUAAUUAUAUAUUUCGUCGAAGUUCUUAUAUUCAUUUGAUGAUAUUUUGCACGGAAGAUGCAUUUCAGAUAGCCGUCAAUGGAGAACAUUUCUGUGCGUUUACAUAUAGAUUUCCACUUAGCGAUAUUAAUCAUCUUCAAUGCGAAGGACAUAUAGAAGAUAUAAGAUUUAAUCAAUUAUAUCUUAACGUUUAUCCUGAUCCAAAGAUUUUGAAAUCUUCACGUUCUUUAAGUUUGACAGUGGACUGUCCUCUCGUAGAGUUUCUUGAAGUUCCGAUCAAUGUAAGAAUCGGCUGUGAAUUUAAACUCGGUACCAAUUUAUUUAUUAGAGGAAGAUUAAAAUUACUUCCCCAUUCAUUUUAUAUAAAUUUACAAAAAGGUGACACUAUUUAUCCUCACCCAAUAAUUGCUUUGCACAUAAAUCCACGUUUCCUUUAUGGUAGUAGCGAGCCUUACGUUGUCAUGAAUUGUUGGGUCGAUGGUAGUUGGAGAAAUGAGGAAAGACACGAAGGUCAUUUGUCUUGGAUGCCGGGCCGUGAUUUUUUACUAACUAUACGUUGCGAGCAUGACAGCUUUUCAAUAUGGCUGGGAAACAAAAUAAUAAGCGAAUUUAAGCACAGAUUAAAACCAUCGGUCAUUAAUACUCUACGAAUAUCAGGCGAUGUUGUUCUUCAUCAUUUGGCGAUCGAUGAUGUCAAAAAAAAAUGAAAUAACGAAUGACUAUAUUAUAACGAUACUUCUUGGAUACCAUAAUUAUUAUUCAAAGAAGAAACAUGACGUAUUUACUUGUCUCUGUUUCUUUUAUGAAACUUUUCGAAUGUUGUCAUUAAUAAUGUAAAGAAUGAUACAAUGUUUUCUGAUAAACGUAUGUACUUACUACGUAUCAUUCUUAGACAAUAUAUCGUUUUAAGUUGAUUUUAUUAAACUCGUUGAUCAAGUUAGAAAAAGACCUCCCUCUUCACUUUUCCAUUUCUCGUAAUAAUUCUUUAUGAGAUUGAUAUAUAUCUCUCUAUCUCUCUUUCUCAAAUUUGACAAAUUAUGAAUCAUUCUUUUAAAGAAUUUUGAUUAUUAAUAUCAAUGAUUGUUAAGACUCUACAAAAUGAGAAGUUCUUUCUUUCUUUUUUUUUUUUUAAUUGUAAUGUGAUCACGGGCGCUUAAGAAAAGUUUCUUAAAACAACUAAAGUCCUUAUAAGUAGGAUAAUUAACGAGAUUACAUUUUAUAUUCAUUUACACUAAUUAAUUAUACCUUUUAUAUGAGAUAGGUAACAAGAAAUUUUUCUAUACCUUUUGUAAAACUUUUUUAGAAAUUUCGUUAGAUUUUAGGAGUGAAAUAUUUGAAACUUAUUCAAAUAGCACACAUUUGCUUACUUAUAUUAUAUAUACGUGACAUUUUUUGUAAUUAUUUUUAAUUAUAAUUCGCAAUGUACUUUUACGAUUUAUACAAGGCAAUAAACUAAUUGAAUAUACUGCAAUAAAAUAUUUUCUCUUCGAUAUUUUUUAAAUUUCUUUAUGUAGAUAUUAUUUUUAUUUGUUCAGAAAGAAAAAAAGAAAAAGAUUGCAGGUGGUUACAAGAGAUUUUCGAUUUAUUAUUGCACAAUAAUUCUAAAUAUUAAGAACUGCAUUUCCUUGUCACGCAUUCGUAUUUAAUACUUUCGUUGACAAUUGAAUUUAGUUCCCUCCUUACAUAAUAUUAUAACACCCUAUAUAAUCUAUGUACGAUAUCAUGAAAAAAGUUGCGCACACAUUUUCUUGAAAAUUGAAAAAUUUGAGUGAGCACAAACUUGUUUCGAUGUUAUCUCAGAUUUUUAUUAAUAAUAUAAUACAUUACAUUAUAUCACUUUUACCUAAAAUAUGGAAGACGUAUUUCUCGAGUUUACACUUUGACACAAAUUGUAUUUUAAAUUUGUGUGCCG